AUGGAUUUUGACGAGUACGACUACUUGGAGAAGACGGUGGAGGAUGAGCCAUCGAAGGAGGAGCGGCCGGCGAACGGUGCCCAGUCGGGGGACCGGGAUGAGGGGAAGAGCUCGAAGGGGCUCUCGGAUGAGGUCGCCGGGGAAGUUGAGCGCGCUUCCAAACGCGUGAAGUCUGAGGACGAUGGCGCCGCCAGGGAUCUCGACCGACGAAGGGACUCCUCCCGGCACCGCUCUUCCCCCGAGCGCCGAUCGAGAGACGGGGAGCGGAGUGAAAAGGAGAGGCACAGGAGUGGAAGGGAGCACAGGGAUGGAGACAGGAGCCGGGAGGAGAAGAGCCGGAAGGAUAGUGCAAGGAACAAGGAGAGGGACAGGGAGAGGGAGAGGGACAAGGAGAAGAGCAAGGAGAGGGAUAGGGAGAGGAACAAGGAGAGGGGUAGGGAUAGGGAUAGAGACAAGGAGAAGGGAAGGGAGAGAGACAAGGACAGGCAUAGGGACAGGGAUAGGGAGGGGGAAAGAGAUAGGGAAAGGGAGGGGGAAAGAAAUAGGGAAAGGGAGAGGGAUAGGGAACGAGAACGGGACCGGGAGAGGAUUAGAGAGCGAGAGCGGGAGAGGGAGCACGAAAGGUUGUGGCACAGCAGGAGCCUCUCCGAGAAGCGUCGUGAGGAGGAUCGUGAUAUGCAUAGGGAGACGAGCAAGGAUAGAGAACUCACUGAACGGGAAAGCAGGUACAAAAGCUUAUCUGUUUUACUGUUCCUGCUGCUUCUGACUUUGCCGAAUGUUGGAAACUACCAUUCAUUAUGUUCCCUGAUAAAUUUAAACCAACUCUUUUGCACGUUUUUUUUCAUUUUCUUGAGGUCCUGAAUCCAAGUAGAACUGACAGGGAAAUAGAAGAAGUAGCUUGAUUUGAUUCGCUUUUCUUGGCAUCAUUUGCUUUUUUAGUUCAUGAAUACUUUUGUUCAUAAUAUGGAAAAAAAAUAGUUCAUGAAUAUUAAUAUUUUAGUUUUUUUCGUUUUGCCCUCAUAAGUUAUCAAUUGGAUAGGUAAAAGGUCAUAUUUUAGUUUACAAUCUCCAGUUAUUUAAACUUAUUAAUGUGAUAUCUUCCCCGUAUUCCCAGCAGUAAACCCUGGCCUAAUUAAUGUAGUUGUCUAGAUUUUCUCUUCCCCGGAAUUAGACUGCGAUCUGCUGCUUGCUUGUCCCCGUGUCACAUAAGCCCUUUGCCGUUAUAUCUGUUGCAUCUUUUUCCUCAACUUUCAGGUUCCUGUAAUGAUCAAGUGCAUGUUUCUCCUUUGAAGUCGUGAACAAGCGUGUUUUACUUCUUUAUUAGGUGUGUUUCACAACCUAGAGAAAAAAAUCUCCCGCUACUUGAUCUCUUGAGUUAUGAUUUGUGGCGCUGGUGGAAAAACAAUCAUUAGAUACUCUCUCUCACCAGUCACCAAUGUCGAAACAAAUGUCUCUCAGAUGAAAUCCUCUCAAUCGAGAAGCAUGCUUAAAUCCACAGAGUGCUGCAGAUAUUUCCUAGUGCCUGAACUUUAGUCCAUAUCUUUCCUAUAUAAUGUGUAUUUUUUACUCAAAUGGGGUAUCUGGAUGACGUCUGAGGGUGUGUUUAUACUAUCCCUGCUAUUUAUUCUGUUGCCAAUGAUUCCUUUCUAUUUCUUUCCGCGAUUAGCUCUCCUUUUUUUUUUUUCAAUUACUUCCUUGAAUGUAUGAUUUCUUGAAUCAUGAAUGCUCAAAUGUUGUCUUUGAUUGUACGUGUUAUUUCCAUUUGAAAAUUCUGAAUAUUGAACGUUAGAUUCUGGGCGCUCGCAGAUGCACUAGAGCAGUCUUCCGACGAUCAUUCUGGAAUCUGAGCCUUAUUCAAAACUCAGGUUAUGGGUCUUAAAGAAUUCAUCCUUGCUAAAAUUUCUCUAACAUAUUUAGAAGCAGGGGUAGCAAUCUGGGAUGGCAACACCAAGAUUUUUGAACUGAGCGGUGUUGUCAUAUUAUGAUUUUGGUUAUCCUGCAACUCAGAACGAAGUGGCUUAAUCAUAUUUAUUCUGUUGCAGACAUGCUGGUUGGGGGAGUCUUGGGCUUUUUCACUGCCCUCCAUCUUCUGAUGCUUAUGAGGAAAUGGAUGUUGCAGAACAGACUUUUUGUUUCUUGCAGGAUUUAACAUCACACCCCCAUGUGAUUGUCGGUGGCAAAUUUAGGCCUUACACGGUUUUUAUAGUAUGCCCAAACUUGUGUCUUCUCAGAGAAUAAUCAAAUUUGUGGGUUUUCUCACUGGCUGAAUAUAUAUAUCUUUUGCAGAAAUUCAUUUAUUAUUUUGCCACUGACAGAAACCUCCUCCCCCCCCCUUCCCCCCAACCACUCCUUUUUAAAUAUACAUAGAUAUAUUCAUGAAGGAAUAGAGGCAAGAAAAGAUAAGACUAGUUACCAAAAGAACAUUUUUCCUUUUCAGAAGUGAUUGGCACUAAACAUCAUUGACAUUAAUACAAGAGGACAAGAAACAAAAUCCUUGUGGUGUGUGCUGUGCAUGGACCUACUUUUUAAUUGCUUUUCACGAUACGUCAUAUUCGUUUUUUCUGUGCAUAGAAUGAAGUUUAGUAUUAAACCAUUGCACUUCAUCUUUCUGCGUUGUUAUAAUUUCAUAGGAUUCUUAUAUCAUAUGGUUUGUGUGGCUGAACUGUAUGAUAGCUAUAUUCUUGGAUAUGAUCCAUGCCAUGGACACAGUCAUCGCAUGACAAGCUGGUUAUACUCAUUUAAAUGCAUUGUUGGCCCUUUUAAGUUGUAGAACUGUACAUCUUCCCACUUUUUAUUUGUCCGCUAUCAUGUUAUUGAUUUACAGCUGUUUCAUUUUUACACAGGCGUUACAAAGAAAAGAAGGAAGAACCUGCAGAGCCUGAGGCUGAUCCAGAGAGGGAUCAGAGAACUGUUUUUGCUUAUCAGGUUACCUGCUAUCAAUUUUCUCAUUAUACUUCUGUUUUUGCUAUUCUUUUUUAUUUCACACCUUUUGAUGAGGAUCCAGUCUCUUGAAUAUUAUUUUGACAGAUUAGUUUGAAGGCAGAUGAAAGAGAUGUAUAUGAGUUUUUCUCUAGAGCUGGGAAGGUAAGUCUAGGAUAGCUAUCCAAAUUAAUAUAUUUCGUUUAAUUUUUUCGUCGAAUUUUGUUUCUAUCUUUCUUGUGCCCGGUCACUAAUUAUACGAAAAAUAUAGAAUAAAAUAGGCAUGUCAGUCUAUAACUUCCUAUAUAUUUUCCUUGCGCUCUUCUAAUCAUUUGCUACGAUUGAUAUGUUAGGUGCGGGAUGUCCGUCUCAUAAUGGACCGUAAUUCAAGGCGCUCAAAGGGAGUGGGGUAUGGCUCUUUUUCCUGACCGUUCCUAUUUGUUCCAGACUUUUCUUCAAGUUUUUAUGGCUAUAGGCCAAAUGUGCGCAUAACAGAACUAGACAUAAUUUGGAAGGUUAAUUUCAUUCUAUAAGGGCCCCGCACAAACACGCACACACACCCCCCCGCACAAACUCCUGGAAGUUUAGGGGGGUAUCUAUAAGCUGUGGUUAUUAAUAAUAAAAGAAAAAUAUAUGCUGCCCAUUGACUUAAAGUCCUGUCACUUUAGUGAACUUUAGUGAUAUCUUUUAAAUUUCAAAGACCCAAUACAUUUGUCGUUCAAUGUACGGCUAACAUGUGUCAGUGCUCUGCAGGUACAUUGAAUUUUAUGAUGUUAUGUCAGUUCCAAUGGCAAUCGCACUCAGUGGUCAGCUACUCCUUGGUCAACCUGUUAUGGUUAAACCCUCAGAAGCUGAGAAGAAUCUUGUUCAAUCAAACACAGUAACGGCCAGUGGAGCGGGUGGGCUUACAGGGCCUUAUUCUGGCGGAGCAAGGAGAUUGUAUGUGGGCAAUCUUCACCCCAGCAUCACAGAAGAACAAAUCCGCCAGGUUAAAUGAUUAACUUCUAGUGUUUACCUAUUUAACUUUCGGUAUAUUCCUGAGGACGAGAUCUUCAACGUUAUUUUCGAUCGAAAGGAGUCUCGGCAUGUGUAGUUUUGUGGACAGGGAAUGAUAGGAACAGCAUGCUUGAAUAAACAGUGAAGCUGACAUUAGUGACUAAAAAGCCGUGAAAGCUGUUGCGGUCAACUCUGAAGAGAACAGAUAGCCUCCGAUUUUCAUUCUAUCUGGACAUCCAAUUCCUAGCCUCCUCUCCUCGGUCUUCCACUGAGUUUAUAGCUGCAAAUGUAAUAGAAAUCAAGUUUUUGUUGUAGUGCUCAAAGGUAUCGCUCUUCUAUUGUCAUCUUGAGGAUGCCUCCCUUCCUGUCACUAUACAUAUACACACGUAUAUGUGACAUCUAUACGUCCGAUUUCUCCCAGAAAACAAGUCCGUUCUCCCCUUCGUCUCUAGAUGCAAUCGCUAUUACUUGAUGUUGCUGUUGUUGUUAUAACGAGGGUCCUGACCUGUUUUGCUUACAACCCCCUCUUUUAAUUUUCUUUUUUCCCUUGACCUAUACGAAGCAGAGUAAAUAGUCUCUCCCCAGAUAUUUAGCUCUGAAAUCGUAGAUUAUUUCUCCAGAUUUCAGUGUGUCAGCAUCGUUCUACUGAUUCUCAUUGGGUCACGGUCAUACAGGUGUUCGAACCCUUUGGCCCUGUUGAGCUGGUGCAGUUACCUCGUGAGCCAGGUACACAACAGUGCAAGGGCUAUGGUUUUAUUCAAGUAAGUUUUAUCAUCAAUGUGGUGCCAUCUUCUCUUCUCUAUGAAACUCAGUCUUUCAGCGCCGACCGAUUCUGCUUGAUUCUCGCAGUUUGUUAGUCUUGAAGAUGCAAGAGCUGCUCAAAGCUUAAACGGACAACUGGAGAUUGCCGGCAGAGUCAUCAAGGUUUGCAUAGAUAUGUAAAUAUGAAUAUAAAGCACUAAGGACUUGCAUACCUUCGUCACAUUAUGUGGGCAUCUUCCUCUCUCUACCUCUAGGUUUCCACUGUAUCUGAACAAGUGGGGAUGCCAGAAUCUGCGAUGAAUGCUGCUGAUUUCGAUGAUGAUGAAGGAGGUGGUCUGGUGAGUAUCUAUCAAAUUUCUGCCUUGUUCGAUCUUUGUCACUAUGAAUUACCCAAAAUAACAUGUUUGUUAUAUAACAUACAUGACUGGAACUAUCUUGAAUAUUCUAGUUAGCUUACAUGCACCAUAUAUACACGGAAAGAAAGGUCAAUUUCCUUCCAUUCAUUUAACUGGGUCAGAUUAUUUCCGAUACCUGAAGGAUUUCUUGACCAUCGUCCUGGUUUCUCUAGGCUCUCGAUGCCCACUCCAGAGCUCUCCUCAUGCAGAAGUUGGAUCGCAGUGCCAUCACUACCAGGUUUGUGGCCUCAAUCCACUCUCUGCGUCGCUAUAUGUGAAAAGAGGCUCAUUAUCUGAAGUCGUGUUUGAGUGUAUAAUAAAAAAAAAAAUCUAUCUGAGGAUUUUAUGGAAGUUGACAGUUCAAAAAUUGAUUAGUGAUUAUUUCUUUAUACAGAAAUUCACGUUAAACAAAAAAAAAAUACCACCAGAGAUCUUGCGGAUAUGGAGAACCGAAAUUCACCAUUUAAUAUUUUUGGAAGUAUUAACUCACGUUAAAUAAAUGUGCAAAUACACUCUUUAUCCGAGGAUUUUUCGAGCAGAGACGAUAAAAAUUCAUCGGUGGUCACCUUUGGGAUUAUAUAAUGUCACAUAAAAUAGACAUGGAAAAACGAUAUUCAUUAUUCAUCUCUCUUCAUUUUCCAGUGUUGUUGGAUCCCUCACCAACCCUGUCGUCAGCAACCCUGCCGGGGCGUCGGUUCUUGGCGCACCACCGCCAGUCGCCCUGCUUGGGCAGCCGCCGCUGCCCAGGCUGAUUGGACUGCCAGGGCUGAACCUGCCGUUGGCUGCAGCGGCGGCGGCGGCGGCAGCGGCAGCGGCAGCGGCGGCGGUGCCGCCGAUCAACACAAUCGGUGUCCCCAGUGAGUGUCUGCUCCUGAAGAACAUGUUUGAUCCGAGCGUUGAGGUGCGAUCUGCAUCAUCAUUGCCUCUGUUUUAUUUAUUAUCCAUCCUCCACAUGUGAAUUAAUCUUUUUAUUUAUAUUUAUAUUUAUAUUUUUGUGUAGACUGAACCCGACUUUGAUUUGGAUAUUAAAGAGGACGUUCAGGACGAGUGUUCCAAGUUUGGCCAAGUGAAGCACAUCUUCGUUGACAAGUGAGUUUUCUCUUUUCUCUGAAAAUAAAAAAGUUUCUACUUCUUGAUAGGGUUUGUCAACGGGCUCCAUUCCAUCCUCCCCCCCCCUUCGCCCUGUUUUUUAGAGACUGACGGACAGACAGAUAGAGAGAGAUAGAGAGAGAUAGGAUGUGAUAGGGAUAUAGAGAGAUAGAGAGACAAACGGACAGACAGACAGACAGAGAUACGGUGUGAUAGGAAUAUAGAGAGACAGAGAGAUAGGGUGUGAUAGGGGGGGAGAGAGAGAGAGAAAGGUUGCCGCUUCUUGGUUAGAUUCUGUGAAUGUGGUUUCUGAUUUGCUUGAUCGCCGAUCGAGAAAAAGAAAAUUCCUUGCGGUAGGGUCUGGAAAAAAUAAAAAAUAAUAAUAUUUGUUCGAUCGUGGUUGACUUUGCAGGAAGAGCACGGGUUUCGUGUAUCUCCGCUUCGACAGCGCGACCUCUGCGAUCAGCGCCCAGCGCGCCCUCCAUGGGCGGUGGUUUGCAGGGAAGAUGAUUACGGCGACGUUCAUGGUCCUCUCUCUCUCUCUCUCUCUCUCUCUCUCUCUCUCUCUCUCUCUCUCUCUCUCUCUCUCUCUCUCUUAAUCUCUGUCUCUUCUCUGCAGCUUCCUCAAAAUUACAGCGCAAAGUUCCCCGGCGCUUAG
Spirodela intermedia is the source of this 6819-nucleotide messenger RNA. The record is from the annotation of a GenBank genome assembly. Lineage: Eukaryota; Viridiplantae; Streptophyta; Magnoliopsida; Alismatales; Araceae.